Messenger RNA from Oreochromis aureus, 3734 nucleotides. It is a transcript of the gene mctp1b, whose product is annotated as multiple C2 domains, transmembrane 1b. Gene Ontology annotation, molecular function: calcium ion binding. Bases 166 to 2799 code for a protein of 877 amino acids. Gene Ontology annotation, cellular component: synaptic vesicle membrane. NCBI's taxonomy places the organism in Eukaryota, Metazoa, Chordata, Actinopteri, Cichliformes, Cichlidae. The transcript has 21 exons. Gene Ontology annotation, biological process: regulation of neurotransmitter secretion. The record is from RefSeq and is a predicted model, not a curated record.
GAGCUACGUACAGCCCUGUUGGCUGGAGUAAGUAUUUCCGUGCAUGUCGGUACAGGUUUCGGCGUGUUUGCAGCCGUCUGAUGCGACGAAAUAGGACAAACGGGGUAGUUCAGUGGUCCUGUCCACCGAUGUGACAGCCUGCCGGAGCUCCGAGUAGAGGCGGGAAUGGAGCGGAGCGAGGCGGACGAGAAUGAGAGCAGUUCAUCCCAACAAAACACGAUGUGGAAACAGCUUCAAGCCAAAGCCAAGCCGCUGCUCAGCCCCAAGCUGGGCUCCAGAGAGCCAGAAGACAAGAAGGAGCGAGGCAUGUGGAUGUUCAAGAAGAUGAAGCGGAAGGAAAAUGUCGUCCUGGACCGGGUGAUCUCCUCCUCACAGCCCGACCUGCUCUUCUCCUCUCCGGCUGAUGUGGACAUUAAGGAGGCACAGCUCUGCGGCAAAACAGUCGGCCGGGACAAGCUGCAGUUUUCGAUCAAGCACAAGUCCACCAGCCCAAACAAACCCACGGUGUCUCAGCUGGUGCAGUCCCACCACAAGAGCUCAUCUCUGGGGUCUGCUUGCCUGGAGAGGCUGGCCGAACCUCCGGGCGGCGAUGGCGGGGGCGACGCAGCAACAGCUGCCGCAGCGGAGGAGACACAUCUGGAGAGCAGUGAGGAUCAGCUGGGGAUGGGAACUUCAUGUCCUUCUGGGUUUUCUCCUGACCAAGCUCGGUCGGGGAUGUACAAGCUGGAGAUUGAGCUGAAAAGAGGACACAACCUGGCUGUCCGAGACAGAGGAGGAACAAGUGAUCCAUAUGUCAAGUUCAAGCUUGCUGGCAAAGAGGUUUUUAGGAGCAAAAUCAUCCAUAAAAACCUCAACCCAGUGUGGGAUGAGAAGACGACCUUAAUCAUUGACAGUCUGAAUGAACCUCUGUAUGUGAAGGUGUUUGACUAUGACUUCGGCCUUCAGGAUGACUUCAUGGGUUCUGCUUUUCUUUACCUGGAGUCUCUAGAGCAGCAGAGGACGAUACCUGUGACUUUAGUGCUGAAGGACCCUCAGUACCCUGAUCAGGACCUCGGUACUCUGGAGCUGGCCGUCAACCUGACACCUAAAGACAGUCCCAUCGAGGAACGCCGAGACUCAACAACUAUGCUGCUCAGGAGGUCCUGGAAACGAUCUACUAAACAGCAGCAGUCUAUACGUCUGUCAGAGCUGCAUCGAAAAGCCCAGCUCUGGCGAGGGAUAGUCAGCAUCGCACUAAUUGAGGGUCGAAACCUCAUGCCCAUGGAUCCCAAUGGUCUGAGUGAUCCGUACGUCAAGUUCAGACUUGGACCCCAGAAAUACAAGAGCAAGACAGUGCCAAAGACCCUGAGCCCACAGUGGAGGGAGCAGUUUGACCUGCAUCUGUAUGAAGAGACAGGAGGUGUGCUAGAUAUUACGGUGUGGGACAAAGACACUGGAAGAAGGGACGAUUUCAUUGGGCGCUGCCAGUUGGACCUCUCCACUCUUGCUAAGGAGCAGACGCAUCACCUGGAGCUGCCACUAGAGGAGUCUCGAGGCUUUGUUGUGCUGCUGGUCACAUUAACCGCUUCGGCUGCUGUCUCUAUCGCCGACCUGUCUGUGACCCCGCUGGAUGACCCACAGGAGCGUAGAGAGAUACUCCAACGAUAUGGUGUGAUGAAGUCAUUCUUUAACUUAAAAGAUGUGGGCAUAGUACAGGUGAAGGUGAUGAGAGCAGAAGGUCUCAUGGCUGCAGAUGUAACCGGUAAAAGUGACCCUUUCUGUGUGCUGGAGCUGAACAAUGACAGGCUGCAGACACACACCGUUUACAAGAACCUCAAUCCAGAGUGGAACAAAGUCUUCACCUUUAAUGUCAAAGACAUUCACUCCGUGUUGGAGGUGACAGUGUUUGAUGAAGACAGAGACAGGAGUGCAGACUUCCUGGGAAAAGUGGCAAUUCCAUUAUUGAAUGUUCGUAAUGGCGAGCAGAAGGGAUACCUGCUGAAAAAUAAGGAGCUGACAGCACCGACCAAAGGGUGCAUCUACCUAGAGAUUGAUGUCAUCUACAACGCUGUUAAAGCUGCUUUGAGGACUGUGGUUCCUGCAGAACAGAAAUACAUUGAAGAAGAACCAAAAGUCUCCAAGCAAUUGCUCCAGCAGAAUUUCAACCGAGUCAAGCGCUGCAUUAUGGUGCUGAUUAGCUGGGGAACCUUCAUCAACAGCUGCUUUGAAUGGGAGUCUGCACAGAGAAGCAUCGUCUCCUUUGUGCUGUUUGUGGUGGUGGUGUGGAAUUUUGAGCUCUACAUGCUGCCACUAGCCUUGCUGCUUCUACUUGUGUGGAACUACUUCUUCUGCUCUAGCAGGGAUGGAGCUGAUGUGUCCAUGGAUGGCAUGUUUGAAUGGGAAGUUGAUGAAGACGAUAAAGAGGAAAAGGACUCAGAGCCCAAAGGCUUUAUGGAUAAACUGUAUGCCAUUCAGGACGUGUUUAUCAGUGUUCAGAAUGCUCUGGAUGAGGUGGCGUCCUUUGGAGAGAGAGUGAAGAACACUUUUAACUGGACAGUGCCUUUUCUAAGCUGGUUGGCAAUCACUGCCUUAUGUUUGGCCACAUUUCUUCUCUACCUCAUACCUUUACGAUACCUCGUGCUUGCAUGGGGUGUGAAUAAAUUCACCAAGAAACUUCGUGAUCCAUACAUGAUCGACAACAACGAGCUUCUUGACUUCCUUUCCAGAGUCCCCUCUGAUGUUCAAGUGAUGCAGUAUCACGAGCUGAAAGUUGACCCCGGGCAGAGCCCCAGCAAACGCCGGAGGACAAACCUAAGCUAGCUGUAAACAAUGUAAACUAUCUUGUUUAUAUAUUUCUUGUAAAUUUUAAUUAUUAUGAGAAGUUGUAACUGUUAAGUGUUUUCUUUUUGUUACUGAGGAAGGACACUGAUUUUCUAAAUCUUUUAAAAGACAAGACAAACCUGUUCAUGUUUUUAAUCUCUCUCAUUUCUCAUAAGAACACUGCACACAAACUAAGUAACAGUGGUAAUAAUAAUGAUUGUCAUGAGUAUACAUGUACAGUGUGUCCCAGAGUCUGCAUGUAAUGAAGAUGCGCUUCUGUUUGCAUGUAAGCAUUGCAUCUCCAGCUUUUUUAUUUCUCUCAACAUGUUUGUGCCAUUUCAAACAGGAUGCCAGUGUCCCAUGCUAUGUUGAGGAUAGAGCUGCAUGCAUUUAUACACCUACAGUAAAUAAAAUCUCCUAUUUGGAAAUAUUAUCUUUUUCAGGAAACAUUUCUUUCUAAAGAUGGAAUACUAACAUCUCAGCUCAGUGGGUUUUUUUCUUUUUGUCUGCUUCUCACCUCUUCCAGUUUGCUUUCUCUGUUUCUUUUUGUUUUUUGCCUUUUUGGAGCACAUCUUAGUGUUACUCGACUUACUCGUCAUCUGUUCUUUUUAAUCAGUCGUGUUUUCGGGAUGUGAUCUGCAUGUCUGCGUAAGUUGCUGGUGUUAUGUGUUUUGCAUGACUGAACAGAAAUUAUAUGCAAGGUGCUGAAUGUGUUUAUCUAGUGUGUCUGCAAGCUGCAUUGACCUGAUACUGUUUACUCUUACCACCGAACAUUACGUCUGUCGCGCUGCACAUUAUCUUUCUCUGUUUCCUGUUGCACUAUCUGUAUCUACUGCUGUGGAGUAAUUACUGUGGUUGGAAUGAAGCCAAAAGUAGGACAGACUGUAUCAAGUGUGUAGCAUUCCUCUGGCAAAAUAUAUUUCUACACAGACCCA